Molecule: messenger RNA, 2284 nt
Organism: Xenopus laevis (African clawed frog)
Lineage: Eukaryota; Metazoa; Chordata; Amphibia; Anura; Pipidae
Exons: 3
Coding region: 96-1814 (572 amino acids)
Source: RefSeq, a predicted model, not a curated record
UGUCUGUGUUUGGAUCCCGCCUCCCUGCAGUGACACUGAUUGUGCGGCCCCGGCCCAGACACCCAAACACUCGGGUACAACAGCCUCACCCCGGGAUGGAGCAGAACAGCGUGUCCGGAAUAGAACAGGCUGCAGACAUGACCGAUACUCAGAUCCCUGCGAUUGCUGCAUCUGGACCCCCCGAUCCCUUUUCACUUCCGGAGUCCCUGAAUUUCAGCGUUGCCAUCAUAGGACCCAAGGGGUCAGGAAAGAGUACACUGGCCCGGGCUUUGGCCCACCAAACCGAGCAGUUCAGCAGUGGGUUCCUGGAGUCAUACUUUAAAGGAGAAGAAGGAUCCCAUGAGGUUUCCAAGUAUCCUUAUCCCCCUCUGCCCAAUGUCACAGUCCUUGACUACCCUGGAUACACGGCUACAGACUCUGUAGCCUCUUACCUAGAUGGGAUUAAGCUAGACUCUGUGCAGUACCUCCUGGUGACUGUAGGGGGAGCUAUAUCUGAUACUGAGCUGCAACUCCUAGGAACACUCAAGCAGAAGGGGAAGCAGCACUGUAUGGUCCAGACUCACACUGACUUGCUUCUGCACACAGAGAAGAGACGUCAGGGGAAGAGUUACUGGAGAGGGCAGACACUGCAGGGAAUGAAGAGCAGAGUGGAGGAAGAUUUAGGGGGAGCUGGGCUACAAGGAUGCAGGGCAUUCCUUCUCUCUGCCCUAGAACCCCAAAGCUUUGACUUUCCGGCCAUGAAGGAUUACAUGGAGGGCGAAAUCCUGCAGUGGCCAAGGUCAGUUGAAGACAACACGGAGAACCAAUGGCAGGAGCUGGUGUCUGUAUUUGAGAUGCCGUGUGAUCAAGAGGGGCUGGUGGAGUUCCCACCCUAUCUCAGCAUCUUGUUAGACAUUCCUCCCCCUGUGCCUGCUAUUGUGGGUGUGGCAGGCAGCAAUAAAGAGACCAUUCUCCAUGGUCUUUCUGAUCCACCCAUAUCGGGACUUUUGAUAAAAGCCCUCCCAGGGCCCGGCAGCCCACCGCUGCCUGUUGAACAGUAUCUGCAAAACUUACAGCUAGAAUCAUGUGAUGUCUAUCUGAUUGUAGAGUCUGGGCUGGACAAUAGCUUCCGUGCCACCUUGGUGGAGGCAUUGGUUGCGGCCGGCAAGCAUUGUAUGCUGAUUGGUGGAGAAGGAAACCACAGUGGUGGAGAGAAGAAACCUGGGCACGAUGAUGAAGGAAAGCGAGGUGCAACUGAUCUGUCAGGGCUGAAGGUUGCUUUGGAAAAAGGGGCACCUCAAUUGGUAAGAGAGAGACUAUUGCAUUGUCUUCCCUCUAUAGUAGCACAGUUAGUUAGGAGAGAGCAGAGGAGGAUUAUGAUGGGGGUGUAUGACCUAUGUCUGGAUGUAUGCACCAAGGCAUUUUAUGGGCAAAUCCCACAAGCCCUUUCCUCACUUUCUGCAGCUCUGUCCUCUUUCCGUUCUCGGUUUGGUCUGGACGAAGAUUCCAUUUCACGAAUAGCUCAGGUAACUGGGUGCUCUGCUGAGGAUUUACACUCUGAAAUCCACUGCCCCCUGGCAUUGCCCCUGAGCACUGAUCAGUUGCAGCAAAUGGUGUCCCAGCCUCUGUCACUAUCUGAAUUAGUGUGGAGUUACGUCCCCAUCUGGGGUGGGACGGAGACGGCACCCACCCUUUCUUCAGAGCGCACUUACAGGCUGCUGGUUGAGAGUGUAUUUGGGAUGGCACAAGAUGCAGAGAGAGUGCUGCUCCGGGGUUGCACAAAGCAAAAAGGGACUAAAGAGAGUGCCGUCACCUGUCACUGGCCCUGUAUUUGAAGAUCUACUGUUACAAGAACAACUCGCUUCUCGUUGCCUUUGUCUGAGCUGAGUAACAUAGACCCCAAUGCUUCUUGGUCUUUUCUUGUGAGCAUGCAACUUGGCACAAUAAGGAAACUGCCAUCGAGUUUCCUCGCACCACUUUUGCAAAUAUAUGGUUAUUCAAACAUAUCGUGGCUAAGUAGCUAAGAAUUAGACUAGAGGUUCUAUGUGUGUUUCUGGAAGCUCGUAAUAUAUUAAGAUUAUUAACACUGAAGCUCAAUUCCAUGCCUUGAAGACCUGCCUGUCUCCCAUACCUAUCCCUUCCAUCCAACUGCCCCCAUCACAUGGCAAGUCUUUUGUUUCUGGAAGCUCGUAAUAUGUUCUUGUACUAAAGCUUAAAGGAAUACUGUCAUGGGAAUGUUUUUUUCAAAACGCAUGAGUUAAUAGUGCUGCUCCAGCAGAAUUCUGCACUAAAAUCCAUUUCGCUA